AUAAAUUUUGUGUUAUCAAAAUUUUAUUCAAAUUAUUUUUUAAUUAUCUACAUUGAAGUAAAAAAAAUAAAAAAUGACAAAAGAAGUCCGAAGUUCUCAAAAUUUGGAGGCGCCGGGUAUCGAUCCCGGUACCUCUCGCAUGCUAAGCGAGCGCUCUACCAUCUGAGCUACGCCCCCAGAUUGAAUGUAACUUUAAAAGAAUAUCUUAUAUGUUCAACAUUUACAUAUGUAUAUUUAAUAUAAAUUAUAUUAUCGCAUAUUAAAUAUAUUAUUUUUAAUACUAUUAUAUUUCGAGAAUGUUAUUCUUCAUAGAUUAUGAUUUUUACAUAAAUUUCGAUAUCGAACAAAUCGGAAUAUAAGAUAAAGUAUUAAUUCAAUUAAUUGCAGUAAUAAUAAAAAUGACAAUUAAGUAAACAUCAAGUGUGAAGUAAUUAAGGAAAACUUGAAAAUUUUCACACAUGUUUUUCAUUUCUCAAUACCAUUCGUGUAUUCUAUCAUCAUCAGAAAAUUUAUGCGAGCAUAAAAAAGAUUUGUUUAAUGAUUUUCAAUCUAAGAUUCAUAUACAUAUAUAUACAUACUAAUAAUUCAUAGAUCAUCUUUAUGGAGUAUCAAUGACAUUAAUCUUUUCUACGAAAAUAAGAUCGGAGAUGACUCUUAAAAAAAAAAAAAAGAAAAUAAAGAAAAAAGAGUAUAAACAAAAGAACAAUGCAAAUCAUGAGAAAAAAGAAUCGAGUCAUUCUUUAGGAUUACAUUUACGAAGUUUUCCAUUAGAGUCUAUGUGUAUGUCUGUGCGUGUAUGUGUAUGCCUCAGUCAUGAAAAGAACUUCGACAACAUUUUCCUAAAUCAUUUUUGAUUUCGUGGUUAAAAAAAAAAAAAUAUGAAAGGAAAUUAAACAAGAAUAAUGAUUCAAAUCUAUCGACGUAUAUAUCUAUGUAAUCCUAUUAUGGAAUUUUUCUUAUGCCUUUGUGCGAUACGAUAUGAUUGUUCUCAAAAUAGUAUGCAAUGCGUCUCUAAUUUGUUACGUGACUUGUUUUUUAUGUACGCUCUGUUGAUCGUCCGUAUAAUCCUCAUCGUGCUGGUUAUCCCAAAUCAUAUCUUUCUACGCAUCCUUUUUGUUAAAUCUAUCAGAUCGUAAUAGGGAAAGAAUUUUUUCAUAAAAAAAUUAUCAACUUUUGAGAAUUCAAACAUAAGAGAGAAUUUUUUAAUUUUGGAAGUUCUUUUUUUCUUCUUCUUCUUCUUCUCGAAAAAGAAGAAGAGAUAGAGAGAGAGAGAGAGAAAGAGAGAGAGAGAGAGAGAGAGAGAGAGAGAGAGAAAGAGAGAGAGAGGGAGGGAAACGAAAAUAGAGUUAAAAAAGCCGGAAGAAUCGAAUUUACAAACGAAUUAUUCAGGAAGAUGUAUACCCGGAAUUAUAAAUCAGGAAAUACAACGCUCGUAAUUUAUUCUAACAAUUCACAUCGUAAUUCAGAUAGAUCACGAAAGAGUUUAUGAAAAAAAAAAAAAACUUUUGACUCAAUAUUGUUCCUCGGUUAGAUAAAACGCGUAGCAUGUUAUUACGCGGCCGAUGCACGCUUCUGAUUGUCAUGUAGUAUGGUUAAUUUGUUCAUUUUCUUUUUUUUCUUUUCUUUUUUUUUUUUUAUAAAUGGUUACUGAUGCCAGACAGAAGCUAUAAACAUCCAGCCCACAGGCAGGAUUAUCUCAGACAGUCAACAUGUGGCUGAUCAAGGUGGUGCUAUUUACUUUAGUGGCGUUUGUCUGGGUUACUGCUGAGGAAGAGGUUCAAGUGGAAAUUCCUCAGGGUCCAUUGAAAGGUCUAAAAUUGAAUACAGCAUGGCAUAAUAUGCCGUAUUAUAGUUUCAAAGGAAUACCUUAUGCAAAGCCUAAUGUUGGAGUCGACAAGUUUAGGACGCCGGAGCCUGCUGAUCCUUGGGAAGGUGUCUAUGAUGCUACCAAGCAUCGUUCGUUCUGUCCAGUCUUUUGCAUGGUGCAACAAAAGAUUGUAGGUGACGAGGACUGUCUCUAUCUUAGCGUCCAUACUCCAGAAAUGAACAAGGAUGCUCAUAAAGCUGUAAUGGUAUGGAUUCCUGGUGGCAAUUGGAACAUGGGAUUUGGAGACGAUAUUUUUGGACCAGAUUUUCUCAUUGAACAAGAUGUCGUCAUUGUUACUUUCAACUUCAGACUUGGUGCUAUUGGUUACUUGAACACUGGUGAUGAACAUGCUCCUGGAAAUGCUGGUAUGAAGGAUCAAGUAAUGGCACUUAUGUGGAUUAAAGAUAACAUUCAUUACUUUGGAGGAUCUCCAGACAGAGUUACCAUAUUUGGUCACAGCUCAGGUGGUUCCUCUGGUCAAUACCACAUGUUUUCACCGAUGUCAGAAGGAUUGUUCAACAGCGUCAUUUCACAAAGUGGAUCGAUACUAAAUCCAUGGGCAAUAGAAUAUAAACCCAAAGAAAUGGCUUUCAAAUUGGGUGAGACACUUGGAAUUCAUACCCAGGAUACUGGUGAAUUGGUCAACAAACUCGCUGAAUUUUCGGCAAGAGACAUAAUUACGGCGACCAGAGAGAUAAUGAACGAUAUUAAUACGAUAAAUGGACAUUUAGAUGUUUUUGUGCCAUCAGUUGAAAAUGAUUUUGGUCAGGAUGUGUUCUUAACAAAUGAUCCCUGGACUCUACUGAAAACUGGCAAAAUUGCUAAUGUACCAAUUAUGGGAGGUGUUACAAUAAAGGAUGCUGAUUUCUUUGCAGAAAUGAUGUUACCGAAUGCUGAAUAUAUCAACGAACAUUUCGAAGAUUUCCUACCUGAUGAUCUAAAUGUAACCGACCCUGUUCAAAGAAAACAAUUAGCUAACUUUAUGAAGGAAUUCUAUCUUCAUGGCAAAGAUAUAUCCAAGGAUACCGAAAAAGAAUUAUCGCAUAUGUUGGCCGAUGUUUACUUUACCGCUGGAAUUACAUUCACUUUAAAUUUUAUUACUCAAAGAAACACAGCACCAGUUUAUCAAUAUAUAUUCGAAUAUGAAAAUCCAUUCGGUAUCAUGAAAAAUAUAAAAACUGAGAGGGGCAUAGCUCAUGGGGAUGAAUUAGAUUACGAAUUUUAUUCGAACAUGAUCAAAAAUUUACCUAAUCCUGGCUCACCCGAGGAGAAAAUGACACGGAUUAUCACUAAAUUGUGGACCAACUUUGCGAAAGAUGGAAAUCCAACUUCUAAACUAGAUGAGGACAUUACCAUCGAGUGGGAGCCAAAAAAUAAAGAAGUAUGUAAAUAUAUUCUUAUCAAUCAAGAUCUGAAGAUGGACAGACAUUUAUUAGGAGAAAGAAUACCAUUCUGGACAGAAUUAUAUAAAAAUGUUUUCAAUGCAUAAUCAUAAUGAAUACAUAUGGAUAUCCUAAAAAUAUCGGUAUGCAUUUGUUAUUUUUAAAAUUCAUUUAUGUAUAAUAAUAUUUCUUUUAUUGCACAACGUAGCCAUUAAGUACAAUAUAUACGCAAAGAAUUGAUUUCUUUCGAUAAUUUUUCGAAAGAAAUGAAUAUGGAAUAAUAAUCCAUAAGAGGGACGAGAAGAUAAAUUUUUGAUUGAGAAUAAAAUUUUUGUGUGCCCGAUAAUGGCAUCCAUUGUAAUCAA
Messenger RNA from Vespa crabro (European hornet), 3614 nucleotides. RefSeq names its product venom carboxylesterase-6-like. The record is from RefSeq and is a predicted model, not a curated record. NCBI's taxonomy places the organism in Eukaryota, Metazoa, Arthropoda, Insecta, Hymenoptera, Vespidae. The transcript is spliced from 9 exons. Bases 1710 to 3356 code for a protein of 548 amino acids.